Molecule: messenger RNA, 1152 nt
Organism: Rotaria sp. Silwood1
Lineage: Eukaryota; Metazoa; Rotifera; Eurotatoria; Philodinida; Philodinidae
Source: the annotation of a GenBank genome assembly
AUGGCUACUAAUGGUGGAGAUCAAGGUAAAUGGUAUACAGCUACUUGUGAUACAGCACAAUAUACAUUACCAGUACGAUACCAGGAACUACUUCAUAUAGGACAAGGAGCUUUUGGUGCUGUAAUUCGCGCUAAAGAUACAGAAACAGGUAAAUAUGUAGCGAUUAAAAAAAUUCUUGAUCCAUUUCGAACUACAAUACAUGCAAAACGAGCUUAUCGAGAACUUAAACUACUUAUGUAUCUCAAUCAUCCAGAUGCAGACGUUGUACGAUUGUACAAUGUGUUUACACCAGAGAAAAAUCUCAAUGAUUUUCAAACAUUAUAUUUUGUAUUUAAUUAUGUUGAUUAUGAUCUCAGUCGAGUUAUCAAACGUCGUAUACCAUUUGAAGAAAAACAUAUAAAACAAAUUAUAUAUUCGCUUCUUCGUGGUUUAAAGUAUAUACAUUCAGCUGGUAUUCUUCAUCGUGAUUUAAAGCCAGGAAAUAUCGGAAUUGAUAAAAAGUCAAAUGUUACAAUUCUUGACUUUGGCUUAGCUCGUAGUGCAUCGAAUGGUGGCUAUACUACUUAUGUUGAAACCCGAUGGUGGCGCGCACCUGAAGUAAUAAUUUGUCGAAAACAAUAUGAUGAAAAACUUGAUAUAUGGUCAGUCGGUUGUAUAAUGGCAGAACUCAUCCUGCUUCGACCAGUUUUUCGUGGAACAAAUCGGCUUAAUCAGUUAGACAGAAUAUUUGAUAUUAUCGGUACACCAGAUUUAGCAAUAUUAAAUGAUAUAUGCACACCAGAUGCAAGUAAUUAUCUUAGCCAAUUGCAACCAAAAUCAAGACAAGACUUCAAUGAAUUGUUUGGGUACAAAUAUGAUCCAAUAACACAAACACCAAUCUUUGGUGUAUCACCAGAGGGUCUUGAUCUCCUUGAUUGUCUGUUAACUUUCGAUCAUCGUACACGUCCUACUGCUGAAGAAGCCUUAGCUCAUCCAUUCUUGAAGCCUUAUCACGAUUCAAUUGAAGAACCAACUACAGAACCUAUCGUUGAUGAACAUCAAAAUGGAGCAUAUACUAUAGUCAAAUGGAAAUCAAUAAUAUGGCAAAUGGUAGAAGAGUUUGUACCACCAACUUGGAUUAAUGAUCAAGAUGAUGAUGAUGAUGAUGAUUGA